Molecule: messenger RNA, 1728 nt
Organism: Clarias gariepinus (North African catfish)
Lineage: Eukaryota; Metazoa; Chordata; Actinopteri; Siluriformes; Clariidae
Gene: gata1b
Product: GATA binding protein 1b
Exons: 6
Coding region: 201-1457 (418 amino acids)
Biological process (GO): positive regulation of transcription by RNA polymerase II; cell fate commitment; negative regulation of transcription by RNA polymerase II
Cellular component (GO): nucleus
Molecular function (GO): zinc ion binding; DNA-binding transcription factor activity, RNA polymerase II-specific; RNA polymerase II cis-regulatory region sequence-specific DNA binding
Source: RefSeq, a predicted model, not a curated record
CCUUUCCCUUCUGACCCUCGCCUUCACCACCACCACCACCACCUCCACCACUCCACCCUGACUUUCUCUUAUCGGACCAGCAGCACUUCAGAGCAACGCCUGGUCUUAACUGAAGCUCUUUCACCUCGCUCGCUCACCUGGAGGGACAGAGAUCACCCGCGCCGAAAUACAGCCAGUUUGAAGCUGAAGGAGUUUCGAACAUGGAGGCGACCGUAGAGUCUCGCUGGGCGUCGUCGUCACUGAUGCCGAGCGAGGUUCUGCCCACUUACCCGUCUGACGCCAGUUUUGUGUCUCACGCCGAAGACGACUCGACUUUCUCCAGCAUCGAGGCUGAAUGUGGCGGCCUGCCUUCUCUGUUCUCUAACGCCGUCCAGAGCCGCGGCACGCCGACAUACAGACAGAGCCCUGUGCGACAGGUUUACUCCUCUCCUUUUCUAAGUGGCCUGUCCUGGCUGGAAGGCUCCGGCACUCACUCCCUGUCUAGCUCGUACCCGUCGUCCCCUUCCGCCUGGCAUGGCGGUACGUUCAGCAGGACCCCGGUGCUCCCCCACAGCUCCUCCGCCUCCUCUCCUUUCCAUUCAUCCAUCCCUCUGUCCUCCAUCAGAGCCCCUCGCUCCGAGCUCCACCCACCCGGCCUGGACUGCAAGGAUGGUGUGAAAGGCGAGAGGGUCAGUCCUGCGGCGGGCACUGAGGGUGUGGGGGGAGUUUACACCAUCAACCACGUCGCCGGCAUGUAUCCGCACGAUCACGGGUCGCCGCAGGCGCACACACACACUCACACACAUUCUCUAGGACACUACGGCUCCUACGGCAGCCCAGCUCAGGACUUCGGCGGCGUUGGUCUCUACUCGCCCUCUUCGUUCUCUCCGAAACUACGAGGCAAGAUGACUCUCUCUCCCACGGAAACGCGGGAGUGUGUGAACUGCGGAGCCACCGCGACCCCUCUCUGGAGACGUGAUGGUACGGGCCACUACCUCUGCAAUGCCUGCGGACUGUACCACAAGAUGAACGGACAAAACAGACCUCUGAUCCGGCCCAGAAAGAGACUGGUUGUGAGUAAGAGGGCAGGGACGCAGUGUGCCAACUGCCAGACGAGCACCACCACGCUGUGGAGACGUAACGCCAGCGGGGAGCCCGUCUGCAACGCUUGUGGGCUUUACUUUAAACUUCACAAUGUGAACAGACCCCUGACCAUGAAGAAGGACGGAAUUCAGACGCGUAACAGGAAGGUGUCGAGUAAGAGCAGGAAGGGGAGGAGGAACGCCGCUAUGGAGCUCGAGACGUUCUCGGAACCCUUGAAGGCGUCGGGGUCUGAGCAACCCAUCGACGCUUUUUCUCUGGGCGCCUAUGGACAUGGCGUCCACCCCGCGGGCGCCGGCGCUACGCUCCACGCCCCGUCUCACCUUUCCUACCCGUACCACCCUGCUGCUGCGGCGCUCUUUUCCGGCAUGGUGUAACAGAACGAAAAACGGACUCUCCUGGUGUACACACUUGCACAAAGUGAAUUCGAUUGUUUCCGAGAAUUUCCUUUUUUUUUUUUCCUUUUUAAAUAUCAUGUAUUGAGUUUCAUAUUCAUUUACGUGUGGAGAGAAAUGUGAGAAAAUAACAGUGUAUUUUAUUCAUAUAUGUACGUUAUUGUAAAGCAAUUUCUUUGCUAUAACUUUUGGUCUUACUGAUGCUGGUCACUGGCUAUACCUUGUGGUGGUGUGAAUAAAUUGUACAAAUGAA